Molecule: messenger RNA, 1384 nt
Organism: Triticum dicoccoides
Lineage: Eukaryota; Viridiplantae; Streptophyta; Magnoliopsida; Poales; Poaceae
Product: noroxomaritidine/norcraugsodine reductase-like
Exons: 6
Coding region: 56-847 (263 amino acids)
Molecular function (GO): oxidoreductase activity
Source: RefSeq, a predicted model, not a curated record
CCGCACCCGCACCUGAGAGAGAGAGAGAGAGAGAGAGAGAGAAAGAGAGAGAGAGAUGGCGGCCGGUGGCAUGAGCAGGGAGGAGAGGUGGAGCCUGGCCGGCGCGACGGCGCUCGUCACCGGCGGCAGCAAAGGGAUCGGCCACGCGAUCGUGGAGGAGCUGGCGGGGCACGGGGCGCGGGUGCACACGUGCUCCCGGAGCGCGGCGGAGCUGGAGGAGUGCCGCCGCCGGUGGGAGGCCAAGGGGCUCCCGGUCACCGUCUCCGUCUGCGACGUCUCCCUGCGCGCCCACAGGGAGCAGCUCGUGGAGACGGCCAAGCAAGUCUUCGACGGCAAGCUCGACAUACUGGUGAACAACGCGGCGCAGAUUCUAGCCAAGCCGGGCGUGGAGUGGACAUCGGAGGAGUACUCGCACCUCAUGGCAACCAACCUAGAGUCGUGCUUCCACCUGAGCCAGCUCGCGCACCCCUUGCUCCUCGGGGCCUCCAUCGCUGGAGGAGGGAGCAUUGUCAACAUAUCCUCCCUUGGGGGCACACUUGGGUUCCCGGGCCUCGCAAUUUACAGUAUGACAAAAGGAGGAAUUAACCAGCUUACAAGGAGCCUUGCUACCGAAUGGGCCCAAAACAAGAUCCGAGUGAAUUGCGUCGCCCCGGGCGCGACCAAGAGUGACAUGUUAAACAGUCUUCCACCGGAAAUUAAAGAGACCGAGUUGGCGAGGACUCCGAUGCGGCGGGCAGGCGAGCCAGAGGAGGUGGCUGCAGUGGUCUCGUUCCUCUGCAUGCCGGCGGCAUCUUUGGUCACCGGCCAAGUCAUCGCUGUCGAUGGUGGUCGAACAAUUAGUGCGUAGUUAAUUAUUAAGAGGGCCUCAUCGAUUAAACUCUUCUGCAUGCAGAUUCAGUAAUAAAGUAGCAAGUACUCCCUCCGUCACAGUUUAUAGGGCGUCUAGCCCAGAUCGCUGGAACCAAGGGAUGCAGCGAUUGGCUCCAUUUCAUCUAUAGCAUAGUUAAUUGUAUGCGCCUAAUUAGCUGAGAAGUUAAUGAUUCGGUAAACCCCACCUCCAAUAAACGAGCAGCCUCCUUGCAUGCAUUGGUGGAGACCAAUUCCACACCUGUUCACACCCCAGGUUUCCACCCCACGUUCACACCAUGCAUGCAGCUAGUACUAGUACUCCUAAUUACUCAUGCAUGGUGUACUACUAGGCAGUAAAUGAAACGCGCCUUAAUCCUUCUCAAUUCUGAAAAUGCAUGAAAUCUGAAAGGUGCCUUAUAAACUGUGACGGAGGGAGUAGUUAGCAAGCACCUGAGUGUUGUCCCCUAGUACAAUUAUUUUGCUACAUUGUUGUUAGUUUUUAAUGUAUUUCUAAAGUAGAUUUGUCUAUUUUACU